AUGAGCUCAUUGCGCCCCGAGACGCUAAAAGUGGUGGCGCAAAGUCUCGGCCUGGACGACAUCAAUGACGAAUGCAUUUAUGAGAUGCUACCAGAAGUGGAGCUACGGGUGCGAGAGAUAUUGCAGGAUGCCCUCAAGUUUCAGCGGCAUUCACGACGGCCUCAAUUGGAUCCCACGCAUGUUAAUCAGGCCCUCCAAGCUCGGAAUUUAGAGAGUUUGUAUGGGUUUUCAGCCCCUGGUAACGUUAAAUACAAGUUAUGUGAAGACAGCGACUCACUGUUUUUCGUGGAGGAGGAAGAACUGGAACUUUCUGAACUACUGAACGCUCCAUUGGGUCAAAUUCCUCUUCAACCGGUGCUUAAUGUGCACUGGCUGGCUGUAGAUGGCGUGCAGCCACUCAUUCCUGAAAAUGAGUCUGUAGAGGACGAUUCAACGUGUCAUACAUCUAUCAAGGACGACGCUUUUGUUAACAAUGUAGAGAGAAAGCCUCGAGUGAAGCACGUGUUGACUGAGGAAAUGCAGCUCUAUUACACCAAGGUGACAGAAGCUGUCAAGAGUCAUGACUUUGAGCUCCAACGCGCAGCCUUUACAAGCCUUGCUCAAGAUCCUGGAAUCCAUCAGCUGCUGCCAUACUUUUCACGCUUCAUUUACGAGGAGGUGAAGCACAGCAACCACGAUCUUUCGCUGCUAUUUUCGCUCAUGCGAGCUUGUCGAUGUCUACUUGUAAACCAAACGCUGCAUGUGGAACUCUAUCUGCACCAAUUGAUUCCUGCUAUUCUGACUUGUGUGCUGGGCACACAACUCUGUGAGAAUCCUGCGGAUGACCACUGGGCUUUGCGUAAGUACGCAGCUAAACUGGUGGCCCAUAUCUGCGAGCGCUAUGGCGAGAAAUAUGCCAAUAUCCAGGCACGUGUUUCUAAAACGUAUCACAAGGCAAUUACCGACCCGGUGUGCCCGUUUUCGACUCAAUAUGGUGCUCUUCAUGGAAUGCUGUUUUUGGGCCCGCUGGUGAUGGAGAGUUUGCUUUUUCCAAACUUGGAGGGGUAUUAUCGACGAUUAGAGCCAGCUGUAUCAUCAUGUAAUCCUAAUCUUGUUGAACGACUUGAGGCUCAGAACUGUCUUGGCAUUCUCGUGCAUGCUUCUGGGACCUAUUUUUCUAUGUCCGACUCGAUGAAUCGCGGUCCGUCGCCGUCGAUGACGUCGUCUGCACUAAGCGAUAUCGUGGCACUUUUGUACGACGCGUUCGGUGAGAGUCUCUUGCCCUACAUUCAACCAGGUCACCCAGAAAAAUUGUUUCAAUCGUGCGGUAGCUAUUGUGAAGGCUUGCUACUGGAAAAUACCUUAUGUGAGCGCGCUACAUCUGCGUACAAUGUAGCACAUUAA
This is a messenger RNA of Peronospora belbahrii, 1383 nucleotides long. The record is from the annotation of a GenBank genome assembly. NCBI's taxonomy places the organism in Eukaryota, Oomycota, Peronosporomycetes, Peronosporales, Peronosporaceae.